Quercus robur (English oak) is the source of this 1623-nucleotide messenger RNA. Its product is annotated as shewanella-like protein phosphatase 1. The coding region runs from base 101 to 1264 and encodes 387 amino acids. NCBI's taxonomy places the organism in Eukaryota, Viridiplantae, Streptophyta, Magnoliopsida, Fagales, Fagaceae. The record is from RefSeq and is a predicted model, not a curated record. The transcript is spliced from 10 exons. Gene Ontology annotation, molecular function: hydrolase activity.
CUGGUUUCUGGACAAGAGAGAGCGUUUUACUUUCGUGUUUUUCGAUGUUUUAAAAUAAAAGAGCAUUGGAGUUGGAGAUAGAUGGCCAAUCGUCAUAGCAAUGGCUUCGCUUUGCCUCACUCCGUUGCCACCUCCGCCACCUUCUCAACCUCGUAAACUCUUGGAACCUAAUUAUUCUUCUUCUUCUUCUCCUUCUUCUUCUUUGAAUUUAAAGCCCAUUGUCGUAAAUGGAAACCCACCAACUUUUGUUUCUGCUCCUGGUCGCCGAAUUGUCGCUGUUGGGGAUCUUCAUGGAGACCUUGACCAAGCAAGAUGUGCACUUGAGAUGGCUGGUGUCUUGAGUUCUGAUGGUGAAGACGUAUGGACUGGUGGAGAGACGGUUUUAAUUCAGCUUGGAGAUAUACUUGAUCGAGGUGACGAUGAGAUUGCUAUUUUAUCCUUGUUGCGAUCAUUGGAUAUACAGGCAAAAGCUGAAGGUGGAGCAGUUUUUCAGGUCAAUGGGAAUCAUGAGACUAUGAACGUUGAAGGGGAUUUCAGAUAUGUUGUAUCUGGGGCAUUUGAUGAGUGUAUUGAUUUCCUAGAAUACUUGGAUGAAUGUACAAAUGACUGGGAAGAAGCUUUUGUCAGUUGGAUUGGUGUGUCUGGAAGGUGGAAAAAGGAAAGGAAGAUGUCCCAAAAUUAUUGGGGUCCAUUGAAUCUAGUGAAGAGGCAGAAGGGGAUGAUUGCCAGAUCUAUGCUCUUAAGACCAGGUGGUCCAUUGGCAAGUGAGUUGGCGCAGCAUGCUGUUGUUCUUAAGGUUAAUGACUGGGUCUUCUGUCACGGUGGCCUACUUCCUCACCAUGUUGCUUAUGGCAUAGAGAGGAUGAAUGGAGAAGUAUCUCACUGGAUGAGAGGUCUCAGUGAGAGUGGUGAUAGUCCUCAGAUCCCUUUCAUGGCUACCAGGGGUUAUGAUAGCGUUGUAUGGAACCGCCUAUUUUCAAGGGAUGUUUCAGAUUUGGAGGACUAUCAGAUUAAACAGAUACAUUCUAUUCUUGAAGAGACACUGCAAGCAGUUGGUGCCACAGCAAUGGUGGUGGGGCAUACUCCUCAAACUCUAGGGGUGAAUUGUAAAUACAAUUGUAGCAUAUGGCGCAUAGAUGUGGGAAUGUCCAGUGGUGUUCUUAAUUCAAGACCAGAGGUUCUAGAAGUAAGAGAUAAUAAAGCAAGAAUUAUAAGGAGCAGAAGGGACACAUACAGUGAAUUCCAAGCUAUUGACUAUAUAUAGAAUCAAUCAAAUGAACUAUUGAGGAAAUACAGGCUGUACUCUUGACCCUGAAACGAUUUUGUUAUACUUGCAUUCUUUCAGUGGCUUACAUUGUUUGCAUUUAAAACAAUAAGCCAACAAUGAUAAAGAAGCAGAUACGGUGCUGAUCCAAGCACUAAAAGAGGCAAAGCAAGCGUUCUAUCACGUCCUUAAAGUGAAAUUAUUCUAAGACCUGGCUUGGUGUAAAUGAAAUUGUUUACACUGAUUAUAAACUGAAUCAGGCUGUUAAAUAAAGUUGCACAUAGUUGAAUUUGAAUAAGAUCAAGAGAAGAUACUGUAAUUGUGACAACAUUGUUCAAUGUAGUAUGCCCAUUUCUUAA